ACCAUGACGACCGAAUCAGGUUCAGACUCGGAGUCCAAGCAGGACCAGGAGGCGGAGCCCCAGGAAGCCGCAGGUCCACAAGGGGGUCCCCAGGGGCGUGCUGGGGCUCAGCCGCCAGGACCUAGCCCCGAACCUGUAGCUGAGCCAGAGAUCUUGGAGCAGUUUGUGGCUGCUGCACAUAGCACUCCUGUGAGAAAGGAGGCCACUGACAAGGAGCGGGAGUUUGCUGCAGCUGCUGCCAAACAGCUUGAAUAUCAGCAGCUUGAAGACGAUAAACUUUCUCAGAAGUCAUCGAGCAGCAAGCUGUCUCGUUCUCCACUAAAGAUUGUGAAAAAGCCUAAAAGCAUGCAGUGCAAGGUGAUACUUCUGGAUGGCUCAGAAUAUACCUGUGAUGUGGAGAAGCGCUCCAGAGGUCAAGUGCUGUUUGAUAAAGUGUGUGAACACCUGAACCUGCUUGAGAAGGACUACUUUGGGCUUACAUAUCGAGACGCUGAAAACCAAAAGAAUUGGCUGGACCCUUCUAAGGAAAUAAAAAAACAAAUUCGAAGUGGUGCUUGGCACUUUUCCUUUAAUGUGAAAUUUUACCCUCCAGACCCAGCCCAACUAUCCGAAGAUAUCACCAGGUACUACCUCUGCCUGCAGUUGCGGGAUGACAUUGUGUCUGGCAGACUUCCCUGCUCAUUUGUGACACUGGCCCUGCUGGGCUCUUACACCGUGCAGUCCGAGCUGGGUGACUAUGAUCCCGACGAAUGUGGGAACGAUUAUGUCAGCGAUUUCCGCUUCGCACCAAACCAUACUAAAGAACUGGAAGAUAAAGUGAUUGAGCUGCACAAGAGCCACAGAGGAAUGACACCAGCAGAAGCAGAGAUGCAUUUCUUGGAAAAUGCCAAAAAACUAUCCAUGUAUGGGGUUGAUUUACAUCAUGCCAAGGAUUCAGAAGGAGUAGAAAUUAUGUUAGGAGUGUGUGCAAGUGGCCUGUUGAUAUAUCGUGACCGACUUCGAAUAAACAGAUUUGCCUGGCCCAAAGUUCUAAAAAUCUCAUACAAACGGAACAACUUUUAUAUUAAGAUCAGACCAGGAGAGUUUGAACAGUUUGAAAGCACAAUUGGGUUUAAACUGCCUAACCAUCGAGCUGCCAAGCGCUUAUGGAAAGUGUGUGUUGAGCAUCAUACCUUUUUCAGAUUACUAUUACCAGAAGCACCUCCAAAGAAAUUCCUUACCUUGGGUUCCAAGUUCCGUUAUAGUGGCAGAACACAAGCGCAGACGAGAAGAGCCAGCGCGUUGAUAGACCGGCCGGCCCCAUAUUUUGAGCGCUCGUCCAGCAAACGCUACACCAUGUCCCGCAGCUUGGAUGGAGAGGUUGGUACCGGCCAGUACGCGGCAACAAAGGGCAUCUCUCAAACCAACCUCAUCACCACUGUGACUCCAGAGAAGAAGGCGCAGGAGGAGCACGAUGAGGAGGAGGACCGGCGGAAAAAGGCCCAGGAGGUCACGCCCGUGUCGGCUGUGCGGCACGAGGGAAAGUCACCCAGGCUCAGCGCUGACUCAUGUCCCCUGUCACCUCCAUCUGCAUGGAGCCCCCCUGCCUCUCCCACAAAGCUCCGCAGGAGAUGCAGGGAAAAGGAGGGCUGCCAGCCCUGUGAGGAGCCCAUGCGGGUGCGCGGUGAGCCCACCCUGAACGUGGACAGCAAAGGGAAGCCUUUUCUAGGAGACCCAGAUGUGGCAUUUAGCUGCAAACAGCCAGCCGGCAAAGGGGCAACCCUCUUUUCCUUCUCGCUGCAUCUCCCUGAGUCAUUUCCUUCUCUUCUAGAUGAUGACGGGUACCUCUCUUUCCCCAACCUCUCUGAAUCCACCCUCCUCCCGCAGCGCUUGCAGCAUUUCCUCCCUAUCCACUCCCCGUCCCUUGUGCCCUGCUUCCUCUUCAUCUUUUUCUUUCUGCUCUCCGCCUCCUUCUCAGUGCCAUAUGCCCUCACUCUCUCCUUCCCUCUGGCUAUGUGCCUCUGCUACCUGGAGCCCAAGGCGGCCUCCUUGAGCGCCUCACUAGACAAUGAGCCGAGUGACAGUUCAGAGGAAGAGACCGACAGUGAGCGGACGGAUACUGCAGCCGAUGGGGAGACAACGGCCACCGAGUCGGACCAGGAGGAAGAUGCAGAGAUCAAAGCACAGGAGCUAGAUAAAACUCAAGAUGACCUGAUGAAGCACCAAACCAACAUUAGUGAGCUGAAAAGGACCUUUUUAGAAACUUCCACAGACACUGCCAUAGCCAAUGAGUGGGAGAAGCGGCUCUCCACCUCCCCAGUGAGACUGGCCGCCAGGCAGGAGGAUGCACCCAUGAUUGAACCACUUGUGCCUGAAGAGACCAAACAGUCCUCGGGGGACAAGCUGAUGGACGGCUCCGAGAUCCUCAGUUUGUUAGAGUCUGCGAGGAAACCCACAGAAUUCAUAGGAGGGGUUGCCACUUCCACUCAAAGCUGGGUUCAGAAAACGGAAACACAGGCUGACUCUGGUGAACAGGAGGCAGAAGCAGCCCAGCAGCCAUCAGCUCUCAGCACUGACAAGGUUGUGCUGCAGCAGACUGUGAUAGUGGAGGAGAGACGGGUGACCAGUGUCCACGCCAGCGGGGACGGCCCUUCUGCAGCCGGAGAUGAUGGGGAUGUGGCAGCACAGGCAGCAGCUGAGGCUUCAAGCCUCAAAGGGAAGGAGGGCACUGUGCCCAGGGCAGGGGCUAAGGAGGAGAAAAUGGAGGUGACCGUCAGAGCUAUCCCUGAACAAAAGGAAGCAGCUAUAGAUUCUCACCAGCAGCAGGAGGAGCAGAGUGCAACCGUCCAAGUUCCUGAAACUCUGGACCAAAAGCCUCAUUUUGAGUCAUCAACUGUGAAGACUGAAACCAUCAGUUUUGGCAGUGCUUCACCAGGAGGUGUAAAGCUAGAAAUUUCUACCAAGGAAGUGCCAGUAGUUCAUACCGAAACAAAGACCAUAACAUAUGAAUCAUCACAGAUGGAUCCUGCUGCUGAUUUGGAGCCAGGUGUGCUGAUGAGUGCACAGACAAUCACCUCAGAAACAACCAGUACCACAACCACCACCCACAUCACCAAAACUGCAAAGGGAGGCAUAUCAGAGACAAGAAUUGAGAAGCGAAUCGUCAUCACAGGAGAUGCAGACAUUGACCAUGACCAGGCGCUGGCUCAGGCAAUUAAAGAGGCCAAAGAGCAGCACCCUGACAUGUCAGUGACCAAAGUAGUGGUCCAUAAAGAGAUCGAGAUCACGCCUGAAGAUGGAGAGGAUUGA
Elephantulus edwardii (Cape elephant shrew) is the source of this 3288-nucleotide messenger RNA. RefSeq names its product erythrocyte membrane protein band 4.1-like 3 (gene EPB41L3). The record is from RefSeq and is a predicted model, not a curated record. NCBI's taxonomy places the organism in Eukaryota, Metazoa, Chordata, Mammalia, Macroscelidea, Macroscelididae. The transcript has 21 exons. Gene Ontology annotation, biological process: cortical actin cytoskeleton organization. Gene Ontology annotation, molecular function: actin binding; structural molecule activity. Gene Ontology annotation, cellular component: cytoskeleton; plasma membrane. The coding region runs from base 4 to 3288 and encodes 1094 amino acids.